CACACAGAGGUAAUAUAAGCAGUGUAAGAAGAUUCUAUAUUGUCUAAGACAAGUAGCCAAACACAUAUUAUUACUCAGAAUUAUCACGGAACACCCACGUCUUCGCCGCCUUGAAUGCUGACAAUAACGGUGCAUGUCUCAUAUAAAAAGGAGAGAACGCCAGACACCCGGGGGAACGAAGGAAAACACGCCAACCAGAAAACUGUAAUAUCACAAUAAUACAAACUCAUUUUAAACACCACACACACACACACAGACGGACGCAUGCACAACACACGGUGCUCAUACUUCAGUUGGUAAAAAAUCCAACAUUAGACUCACAAAAGAAAUGCACGUGACUACAGCUCUGUCCACUGACCUGCACUGGUAGCUGGGGGUGGGGUAAAGUUAGAUAAAUAGAUAGAUAAAUAAGUGAAGCAAACUAUAACCUGUAGGCAGGAAAAAAAAGAGAAAGAAUAAAGGAGGUAAAAGAAGCCAGUGACUUGCGGCCCCAUGAACACAUCUUAUUUUCAACGAAUUUCACUGCGCUACACUUAUGCUAGAAUGUUCUUGCAGAGUGGUCCCAGACCUGCACCUGGGAAUCUUACACACUGUUGGCAACACAGCAAAAUGGCCACCCGCCUGACAUCACUAGCGGGCCCCGGGAUAUUGUUUGUCUUAUUACUUCUUCCUGGCCACAAGUGUCUAGGAGGUGCACAGAAAGAGUGUGGGAGGAGUACUGAGAGGGCGGCAUCACCUGACAAGCGUAUCGUCGGCGGCACAGAAGCUGAUGAAAGCCGUUUCCCUUGGCAGGUGCGUCUGCGGUCACUGGCUGCCACCAUGUGCGGGGGUGUGUUGAUAGACAGUUUCUGGGUUCUGACUGCGGCUAGCUGCUUUACAAGGAACUACAGUCCUGUCAACUGGAAUAUUGGCUUGGCAGCAGUAAGGGUCGAAGGUGACAGCGUCGAGGACUUUCAGCUGGACAGGGAGGAGAGGCAGUCGGUGCACGUGGACUCGCUGUACAUCUACGGCGGCCAUCAGCUGAACAGCUCCCGCCACGACCUUGCCCUGGUGCACCUGCACUCGGAUAACCUCACCAGACAGCGCGAGCCUGCUUGUGUCAUCGCAGAAACUGAUGACGUCAACAACAAGACCUGCCUCGUUGUUGGCUGGGGUUCACCCGGGGUUGGUGAACCUCCAUCGCCGACACUGAGGAAGCUGCUGACACCGGUGUCAGACUACGUCCACUGCAACCAACGUCACAACGCCUCUGUCGGACCAGACAGCCUGUGCGCAGAGCUGCCGGACGACACCAUAGGGCCCUGCACGAUGAAAGCAGGAGCGUAUGGAUUCCAUUCGUCUUCAAGGACGGUGUGCGGCCGAGGAUCUGAGGAGGAUAGAGAUCAAAGGUCGAGACUGCCUUUCACAUUUCAACAUGGACUCCUGUAAAGGGAACUUUUCAGCCGAGGAAAAUCGCGUUUUUGAGUCAGCAUGAGAAUGUAACUAAGGAGAUUGAAGACACGCAACUAUAAUUUCUUGAUCAAUGGACCAAAUUUUACUUUGUAAUUCCGAAAUAUUUUACGGAAGGAGAUUUCGUUAUCAGGAAUAAUGCUCGCCUGAAGUCAGGAAUAUUGCUGAGAUCUGAACACGGGUCACGUGACACGAAAUAAAGGAAGAAAUAAAAGAAUCAAGGAAGAUAGGAAGGAUGUAAGAUAACGAAAAAUGACAAACAAAAAACAAAAACAAAACCAAAAGAGAAAUUAAUGAGUGAGUAAUGAGAACACAAAACAAAAGAGAAAACGGUGCAUGCGCGCAUCAUCAUCAUCAUCAUCAUCAUCAUCAUCAUCAUCAUCAUCACACCUAAUACACCCAGCCGUUCCCGCGCUCAGUGCUAUACUCAUCCUCCAGCUCUCGGCAGUUACCCAGUACCUGUCACAGACCCUUGUCUGAAAGCUUUCAGAAGUGAGCCACGACAUCAUGGUCUGACGUCAUCAACUAAUCGGAACAAACGGCUUCUUUGUUGCUCUUGCUGAAAUAUGUUGGUAUUUGGUAUUGUCUAUUUUAAGCACCAGUUAUUAUUUGAAAUAAAUUUAAAUAAUUUAUUAACUAAAUUAAAAAUAAUUUUAUAUGGAAUUAUUUAUAAAUUAACUUUAAAUAAUUUAUAAACUAAAUUAAAAAUAAUUUUAAAUGGAAUUAUUACUAAAUUUAUUAAAUUAAAUAAUUAAAAAUUUAUUUUUGUAUCUAAUGUACGUACGUUUGCAAGCUCUCGAUCAUUGUUAUUAUUAUUAGUUGUGAAGCAAAUUUUGCUGCGACACUGGCAGAUUUCCGGCCUGCAGAUUGUCUUCCGUUUGUGAAAGCGAAAUUUACGUAGGAUUUAAAAUGCCAAAAUUAAAUUGUCGCUUUGUAGAUUUGUUGGUAUGGAAAGGUUGCUUAGAUGACGAUAUACCGUAUAGUGAAUUAAUGCCAGGGCGUCAUUCCGUGUCGAUUCGUUUUCCUUUUCGAAAACCCGACUAGAAAAGGUCGAAUUAAGCACCGAACGACAGAAGAUACGAUUAUUAAUUCUUUUUAAAAAUGCAGCAGACGUUUUACAAAAGCAGAAUUAAUAAGCAAAAGGAUUAAACACAUCGGCAAACACGAUGAAAUUGACAGAAUUCCUAUACGUGUUUGCAUGGUUUAACGAAGGGUCAACAACACAUGCUAUAUCACUGAGAAAAGUGGUUAUAUUUACAAUAAAGAGAAAAAAAUUGUCUAAAGAGCUUUGUGAACUUUUUUAAUAUGUGAAAGUCUGUGUUGUUAUCAUUUUGAUGAGGAGUAGGGGUGGGGGGACGUCAGUCAGUGUCAUUUGUUUUCCUUUUCCAAAGAGUUCCAAAACAAGUCCAGAAUGCUUUCUAAAAAGUAUAGAGGCGGGUCGCAAAAGCUGAGGAAAAAGGGGGGAAAUGAUAUAUUGUAUGCACUAUAAUACUAUAUUUUAUCCUUAGUCUUUUAAGGUUUGAUGUUUUUCUGGUACAAAGUUAGCAAGUAUUUUUUUUUAGACUAGUCAUAUUAUUGAAGGGAGUAGUCAUUUCGAUGUUUUCUCUCCUUAAAACAAAAACAAAACAAAACAAAAAAACAAAACCAAACUCUGGUUGUUUCGAAAAGUAAAAAUUAGAAAUAAAAUGAUACAAAUAUAUAAAACAUUUAUUAUAUCACCAAGAAGAAUUAAUGUCAAAGCUAAUGAAAACGAGAACCCCACUAAUUCGUGUCUCCCUGUUUGAGCUCCUCCAUUAGUCUCGGUGAUUUUUCUAUCUUUUUUUAAUUUUGUGAAGACGUGUGCACUUAAUGAAGCAUGCCACGGCCAAGAAAGUGGUAUCCAGCUGGAUAUACGGUAAAUUCGGGCAGGUUGGUAAACGUAAGGAACGAUUUUCCGCGGUGGAUGUGAGGAAAUUGGAAAGUGAACUCUUCAACAGGGGCAAAAUGGACGUGUACGCACCCAACAACAGGAGGAACGUACGUGACACCUUCCAGGAUAUUCUUCAAGAUAGCAGGAUGUAUUAGAAAGUUAGUUCUAUUCAAUUCUUACGAGACCAGGUGAAACUGGAGUCAGCAAUCACAUGAAGAAAAAAAGUGUCCGAGGCUGAGGUCUGGAAAGAUCUGCGAGCAGGUCUUGUUCAUGUCCACAUUGAAGAAUUCAGACCUGCCAAAAAAAAAAAAUGCAGCUUCUGUGGCUGUGCACAGGUCCCAGAGAUUGUCUUGUGUCCUGAUUGUGGACCUGGAAGACUAUUGCAAAUCAUGUGAUGAAAAGAUCUACUGUUUGGUGAUGAAUCAUCAGACAUACAGUUGGAAAGAAGACGCAUCAUUGUAUCUACCUGUGAAAAGAGAAGUAACCAUUUUGUCUGAGCACCAUUGUGACAAGCUCUACUUCCAUCAGAUUGGAGUUUUUGAUGCACAAGGCAGAGAUCACAUCAUGAAAGUACAGUUCUGUGAAUGUGAGCCAGAAGCAGUAACACUAAUAAGAAAUGGCUUAUGGCCAGCAACACCAAAGAAGCCAGGGACCGCAUUUUGCAUGAAAGUGAUGGAGCUAUGCAGAAUGCUACAGUUAGAAGGACAAAUGUCUCUCCAGAAAUUUUGCAUGGCAUCGGAGCGGAGGACAACUUUUCUACAUAGUCGCAGCAGGGACUACAGAAACAUGUACAAGGCACUGGGUAAACAUGCUAUCAUUUUGUCACAGCAUGAUUAUAGCAACAUGUACUAGACACUUGGUAAACACAUCAUAAUGUGUUGUCACAGCAGAGACUACAGAAACAUGUACAAGGCACUGGGUAAACAUGCUAUCAUAUUUUGUCACAGCAUGACUACAGCAACAUGUACAAGAUACUUGCUAAACAUAUCGUCAUAUGUUGUCCAAUAAGUCUAACUUUCAAGAAACUCCUCAGGGUAUAUUGCUUAAUGACUCCAUAGAGAACUGUAUCAGUGCCACUAGACCUGUAGUCAAGUAGUACGACAGUUUCAUUUGAUGGAUGUAAAUAUAGUUUAAUUGUAAGGGUUAUAAGCCAAUAAUUUCAGUUUACAUUAUUUGGAAACUAUGGAAAGAAUACGUGGAUUGUGAAAAUGGUAUUUUAUGUGUUUGUUUAAUUGUUUAUUGUAGGUAACACAAUUAUAGAAUUUCACCAUCAUCAGGUGUUAUGUCUUGAGACAGCUCAUGCCCAUGACUUCCUAGGCAAGAAGUGCCCAAUAUGUAGUCUGGUAUGUUGUAUGGGUUAAGGAUUAGGCAUUUUAAGAAAUAUUUAAACACAGUUGCUGUAUUCUGCAAACAAAAACACCCACAAAAGUUUAUUACACUUGAUUUGUACAUAAUAUUUUCACAUGGUUGCAAUUUAAGUUUUUGAAAAUAUGCCUAAUCUGUGCACAUCAGUUUCCCGACGUUUUGAUAUAAAGAGAAUUUAUCAACAUUGUCUAAUGCCUACUGAUAAUUUUAGGCCAUGUCUUUCAAAAACAUAUCUUCUAUUUCAUGAGGAAUUAAUAGAUGUGAUUAGUGAUCUUCACUCAGAUAUCGAUUCGAAAUCUGGUGAAGACAAUGAAGAGGAAGAACACUUUUUUCCAUAAGUUGUUGAGCUAUUACUUUCUUUAGUCAGUUUACUGAAGGGGACAAUUGAUAUGUUUAUUGAAAUUGUAAAGGUAUUUAAGGGAUGAUAGCAUGUUUAUUUUGUUUUAAAGCAUUGCUACAACCAACAUCAACAAAGGCUUUAUGAAUUCAUUGCUACAUUUUUGAACCAAGAACGGUGUAACCUUCUAAUUCUGUUUUUAGCAAUGUACUUUUUUUUUUAUAGUAUACAUACAAGACACAUUCACACCGUGCAUCCAGUUGCUUUCACCCACAGAAACAAGCCGUUUAAUAUAUUUUAUAUGCCACUCUGGAGCAAGGCAUGAGCUUAUUCUUAAGUAUAUUGCUGUGGCACAAUAUAUGUCUAGAGACUAUCAUUUGAGAAAAGAAUUGUACAUAACAGUAUACUGCCUUCUCAUUGCUCAUUCUCCUAAAAGUUUGAAGUGAUGGUAGUAAAUAAAACAGGGAAACAAACACAGUUCUUGCUUUGAGGAAAAUUAAGUGAAAAGAAUUUUCACUCGUAUAUCAUGUUAUUUACUUACAACAUAUUCUUACUAAGGAUGUUAUAUAAACAGGUAUGCUUUGUUAUAAAUCUUGAGAACUCUAUUUUUGUGUUCUGCAAUGGUGGUUACCUGUCAAGAGGGAGAAAUGGCACAUGGAAAAGGACAUAGUCAAAUGUAUAAAUAUGUACAAAUAUCUAGAUUUGAUUGCUUUCAACAAGACUAUCUGUUUGUUGUGCUAUUGUGGAUGUUUCAUGGAGUGCCCAAAAAAAGUGUCAUUGGGAUAACCAUAUGUUUUUGGCACAUGGUGUGCAUUCACCACUAUUUUCAUGUUUUUUCACAUUUCUUGCAUUUUGUGAUCAUUCAAAGUGACAUUGCUACUAUCCUGUCAUGUCCCUUUUGUCCAGGUGUUGUAGAGUCGGUAAUACAUGUUAUGUUCUUAUGAAAAAGAUAGAGGGUAGUGAGAAAGAAAUGUAAACACUAUUACCAUCUGCUUUCCAGUUAUCCAUGCUGGUAGAAAAUACUGACAAGUUUGUAGUUAAUAAUGUAACUAAUAACUGAAUAUUUGACUCUAUACAGUUCGUCUAGAACUCUAGAUUAUGAUGUAUGUUUUUGCAUUGUAUUGUAUUGUGUAUUGUUUGGAUUCGGCUUGAAAUAUGCGGAAGGCCUUUUCCAUAAAUAAAAUCAAUAAAUUGUUUCUUUCCCGUAUUUUGCAUCUAGCAGGGAGACUUCUGAGGUCAGACAAACACUAUCACUGUAAAUCCACCGCUUGACCAAGCACGAAUAGCUAUUUUACUGUACUUCAUUAAAGUGUAUGUUCAAUAAAUUGAAAAGGGCUUGAAAAA
Pomacea canaliculata is the source of this 6404-nucleotide messenger RNA. RefSeq names its product transmembrane protease serine 11D-like. The coding region runs from base 493 to 1428 and encodes 311 amino acids. Gene Ontology annotation, biological process: proteolysis. The record is from RefSeq and is a predicted model, not a curated record. Gene Ontology annotation, molecular function: serine-type endopeptidase activity. The transcript is spliced from 9 exons. Lineage: Eukaryota; Metazoa; Mollusca; Gastropoda; Architaenioglossa; Ampullariidae.